Molecule: messenger RNA, 2317 nt
Organism: Suncus etruscus (white-toothed pygmy shrew)
Lineage: Eukaryota; Metazoa; Chordata; Mammalia; Eulipotyphla; Soricidae
Product: zinc finger protein 45-like
Exons: 4
Coding region: 29-2119 (696 amino acids)
Biological process (GO): negative regulation of transcription by RNA polymerase II
Molecular function (GO): DNA-binding transcription repressor activity, RNA polymerase II-specific
Source: RefSeq, a predicted model, not a curated record
AGUCUUUCCAGAGGAGGAGGAGAUCAAAAUGACCAAGUUCAAGGAGGCAUUGACAUUCCAGGACGUGGCUGUGAUCUUUACAGAGGAGGAGUUGGGGCUGCUGGAACCUGCACAGCAAAAACUGUACCAGGACGUGAUGCUGGAGAAUUUCCAGAACUUUCUUUCCGUGGGUGAGGAUGAGUCCCAAGGGACUGAACUUCACCUGCCUUGGGGGUGGCAAGCUGGGCAUCAGUUUUUCACACCAAAUGUGCUGUCCCAGUUGGAGAGAGAAGAAAAGCAUUGGAUGCUAAAGACAGCCCCCUGCAGUGACAACAGCUUGGGAAACAAGACUCUGAAUGCAUUGGAGUCUCUUCAGGAAGUUGGCUCAAAGGCCCUGCCACCUGGAGAGACUUCCUGCUCAUCAAUGUGGCAACAGGUGACAAAGGAGUUGACCAGAUGUCAGGAAUCCAUAGUAAAUGUUCACAUAGCCACCUCUCAGUUGGAAAAACAAGGUGAUGCCCUCUCAAAAAAUGAGAGCUGUGGCAAACGCUUCUAUCCAAAUACACAUCUUCAGGUGCAUCACAGGAUUCACAGUGAAGAUAAACCCCCUGAAGGGGAGGAAGGUCUGGUUCCCGGCAUUCCUCUUCAAGAGAACCAGGUGGCCCUGGCAGGCCAGCAGCCCUACAGAUGUGAAAAAUGUGCCAACACCUUCCAUUGGCUGUCAAGUCUUCAAGCCCAUCAGAAAAUCCACAGCAGAGAGAACUCACCCAGGCAUAACACGCUGUGUAAGGGUUUCUCUCAGGAGAUCCCAUUUUCUCACCAACGUGUCACUCCCAGAGAGAACCCACACUUAUCUGAAGAGCAGGGGAUGGAUGUACAAGAAAGCUCACAGGACCAUGAGCUAGAGAAUUCCCACAAGUGUGAGAAAUGUGGGCUAGUCUUCAGUCAGGGCGAGUCACUGCGAACUCACCAACGGCUUCACAGACGGACCAGACCUUACCACUGCAGUGAGUGUGGGAAAGGCUUCAGCUGGCUCUCCCGACUCCAGGCGCACCAGCGGGUCCAUACUGGGGAGAAGCCCUUCAAGUGCGAGGUAUGUGGCAAGUGCUUUAGUUACAGCUCCCACUUCAAUAUUCACUGCCGGGUCCACACUGGGGAGAAGCCUUACAAAUGCGAGGAGUGUGGGAAAGGCUUCAGCGUGGGUUCCCACCUACACGCCCACCAGACGAGCCACACAGGCGAGAAGCCGUACAAAUGUGACGAAUGCGGCAAAGGCUUCUGCCGUGCUUCCAACCUUCUGGACCACCAGCGAGGCCACACUGGUGAGAAGCCCUAUCAGUGUGAGGCCUGCGGGAAGGGCUUCAGUCGGAGCUCGGAUUUUAACAUCCAUAUCCGUGUGCAUACGGGAGAGAAGCCGUACCGGUGUGAUGAGUGCGGGAAGGGCUUCAGCCAGGCCUCCAAUCUGCUGGCCCACCAGAGGGGCCACACGGGAGAGAAACCCUACAAGUGCGACUCCUGCGGGAAAGGCUUCAGUCGGAGUUCGGAUCUGAGUGUGCACUGCCGGAUCCACACCGGAGAGAAGCCCUAUAAAUGUGAGAAGUGUGGCAAGGCCUUCAGCCAGUUUUCUAGUCUUCAGGUGCAUCAGAGGGUCCACACGGGCGAGAAGCCCUAUUGCUGUGCGGAGUGUGGCAAGGGCUUCAGCGUGCGGUCCCAGCUCCAGGCCCACCAGAGGUGUCACACGGGCGAGAAGCCGUACCAGUGUGAGGAGUGUGGGAAGGGCUUCUGCCGGGCCUCCAACUUUCUGGCUCACCGUGGUGUGCAUACAGGUGAGAAACCCUACCGCUGUGAUGUGUGCAGCAAGCGCUUCCGGCAGAGGUCCUACCUCCAGGCCCACCAGAGAGUGCAUACGGGGGAAAAGCCAUACAAGUGCGAAGACUGCGGCAAGGUCUUUACCUGGGGUUCGUACCUACAGGCCCAUCAGCGAGUCCACACGGGGGAAAAGCCCUAUAAGUGUGAGGAGUGCGGGAAAGGCUUCAGUUGGAGCACGAGUCUUGUCACUCAUCAGCGUGUCCAUGCUGAUGCUAAGAGCGGUAAAGACUUGGCCUCAUUAGGCAAUUCCUGUCGGAGGGAAACUCAGUAAGAUGCUCUUUAUUUCUCAGACAGAGUUCCACAAGUGACCAAUCCUCAGGCCUGUCAUUGUUUUCUUUAUCAACUAUAUCAGAACUUGGUUUGAUCAGAGGGCAUUAUUCAGAUCUGGCUUUGGGUCCACACCGCAGGAAAGUCUCAUGAAGAAUGGAGACAUCAGGACUCGGUUUAGAAAUGUGAUACAUGACAGAUU